Molecule: messenger RNA, 3385 nt
Organism: Rhea pennata
Lineage: Eukaryota; Metazoa; Chordata; Aves; Rheiformes; Rheidae
Gene: GOT2
Product: glutamic-oxaloacetic transaminase 2
Exons: 10
Coding region: 39-1307 (422 amino acids)
Biological process (GO): biosynthetic process; L-aspartate catabolic process
Cellular component (GO): mitochondrion
Molecular function (GO): L-aspartate:2-oxoglutarate transaminase activity; pyridoxal phosphate binding
Source: RefSeq, a predicted model, not a curated record
CCCCACACACACACACACGCUGCUCUCCCGCCGCCGCCAUGGCUCUGCUGCAGUCCCGCCGGCUCCUCGCUGCGCCGCGCCUCGCCGCCUCCGCCCGGGCCAGCUCAUGGUGGUCUCACGUGGAGAUGGGUCCCCCCGACCCUAUCCUGGGGGUGACAGAAGCUUUCAAGCGCGACACCAAUUCCAAGAAGAUGAACCUGGGCGUGGGAGCGUACCGAGAUGACAACGGGAAGCCGUACGUCCUGAACUGCGUUCGUAAGGCGGAGGCCCAGAUAGCAUCUAUGAAGAUGGACAAGGAGUACUUGCCCAUUGCGGGGCUAGCAGAUUUCACCAGGGCAUCAGCAGAACUGGCGUUGGGUGAAAACAGUGAGGCUUUCAAGAGUGGCCGGUAUGUCACUGUGCAGGGUAUUUCUGGGACUGGAUCUCUGCGAAUUGGAGCCAAUUUUUUGCAACGGUUCUUCAAGUCUAGUCGUGAUGUGUAUCUGCCCAAGCCAUCCUGGGGCAAUCAUACACCUAUUUUCCGUGAUGCUGGCCUACAGCUUCAGUCUUACCGCUACUACGACCCCAAGACAUGCAGCCUUGACUUCUCUGGAGCCAUGGAUGACAUUUCUAAAAUUCCAGAGAAGAGCAUCAUCCUCUUGCAUGCCUGUGCUCACAACCCCACUGGAGUGGAUCCUCGACCAGAGCAAUGGAAGGAGUUGGCUGCUGUGGUGAAGAAACGGAACCUCCUCGUGUACUUUGACAUGGCCUACCAGGGCUUUGCCAGCGGGGACAUCAACCGGGAUGCUUGGGCUGUGCGGCACUUCAUUGAGCAGGGCAUCAACAUCGUGUUGGCGCAGUCCUACGCCAAGAACAUGGGGCUGUACGGGGAGCGUGUGGGUGCCUUCACGGUGAUCUGCAGUGAUGCAGAGGAAGCCAAGAGGGUCGAGUCUCAGCUGAAGAUCCUCAUCCGUCCCAUGUACUCCAACCCCCCCAUCAACGGAGCCCGCAUCGCCUCUCUCAUCCUGAACAGCCCUGACCUGCGGAGAGACUGGCUGGUGGAGGUGAAGAGCAUGGCUGACCGGAUCAUCAGCAUGCGAACUCAGCUGGUGUCCAACCUCAAGAAAGAGGGAUCUUCCCACAACUGGCAGCACAUCACCGACCAGAUUGGCAUGUUCUGCUUCACAGGGCUGAAGCCUGAGCAGGUGGAGCGGCUGACCAAGGAGUUCUCCAUCUAUAUGACGAAGGAUGGCCGAAUCUCUGUGGCGGGAGUUACAUCGGGCAACGUGGGCUACCUGGCUCAUGCCAUUCAUCAAGUCACCAAGUAAAGACAAAGGUGUGCCCUGGAGCUGUUGGCCUUCCCUUCCCCCGUCUCUUGCUGCUGAUGGAAGAAUGGGAGGGGAAGGAAGUAAGCAGAAUACUUCCAACCACAGCACUUAACGCCGCUGCUGAAUGUAUCUUGUAGAUGAAUUGUUGUAGAGGCCUAGUCAAAUCACCCUACAUUGCUGAGCAGGGGCACCAUUGCUGGCUUCUACUCCCGUCAGAACCAUUCCCUCCUACAGUUCAUCCGUUCUCCAUCUGCCCCAGCACCCCUCUGCAUUGGAGGAAGCAAACGGUUAGCAUCCUGCCAUCCUACCAGUGUAAGCACAAGUGCGUCCCCACGUUCAUUUCUCCAUGAGAAGGCUUUAUAAGGCUGUUUGCCGCUUGCUGGCAGUGGCACUGGAGAGGCAGCUGGGUGGGCUGAGUGGGUGGGCUGCUCAGGUACACUCCUGCAGCCUCCUCAGCCUCUCCCUGCUGCCUGCAGGCUCCGUCCUCCUUCCCCCCUCUGCAGCUGGGCUUUGGACUAGCCAAGAGCCAGGCAGCACCGAAGCUGCCGUCUGACAACCAGCACAAAGGCUUUGAGGACUUCUUGUUACUAAAAUCCACUGCAUUCUUGGCUUAGCUCUUUCCAGCUGCGAGUCUCCUCUUGGGUGUGAUUCACAGUGGUGUUGGUGCAUGAGGCAGGCCACUGUCACUUCUCUAAGUCUGCCUGGUUCACUCCCAUACUCUGAGGUGAAACAAUUACUUGCUCCUCAAUAAGAACAUACUCUGAAAACUGCUCUUUGCUGGUCUCUGCCUCUCCCAGUUCUUCUACCAACCCCAACAGCUUGGCCCUGAUCCUUGGCCCUGAUCCUGAUCCUAUCAGCCCUUCAUGCAAGGAAGAGUGUGUGUGUGUGUGUGUGUGUGUGUGUCCCAAAGCAACGAGCCAAGACGUAGGGCCCACCGUGCGCACCCUCCCACUAGGGUGCCAUGGUGUCCUCCUCUUGUCUGCUCUGUCCAACCAGACUUCUGUUGCUGUUAGAAAGCAGGAGGGGGAAAAAUCCCAAGGGAAGUCUGAGAGCUAGUGACUCAGAAAACAUUCUCUCGUUUGAAGCUGAGACCUGAGAGGACAAAAAGCCCUCACAGGGCAGGCCUGGACUCCGAUCUUUCAUCCAAAGUAAGCUGACACGUGGCUGUGUUGAGCUGCGGCCUUCCUCCCAUUAUAGCAGUGCUGGAUCCUGUCCUUUCUUUGUACCAAACAUUCCCUCUCAGGGAUGUGCCAGUACAGGGGAUCUCAUUAUGGCCAGUGAAACUGUUUUGCGAGGAUCCCCGUAGAGAGAGUGCAAUUCCCACCCAGUCUUGUGUCCUGAAGGCACCAAGGCCUGUGGAUGGAGACUGUUCUAGGUGGGAGUCAGAGUCAUGCAGCUAAAAUUGUAGCCUACUCUGUUGAACAAAGCUGUCGUUUGAGGGAUUUGUUUUUUUUCUUUCCCCUGGGGGAGAGUGCAGGUACCCACAGGGUGUCUGUCCUUUGCCCAGCCACUGAAGCAAGAGGAGUUUUGCUUUGCAGCAAGCAAAGAUUGUUCCCUAGACAGACACCAAGGGAGGUAUCUUUGCUGCUGAAACACUUUUUCCAUCCUGUGGCUCUGAUCUCCCAACUGACACCUUUCUCCUUUGCAAUUGUACCAGGAUAUUCAGCAGAGCAGUCCCUGUUUUUCACUUGUUACCAGUGCAAAUUUGUUCCCUCAGAGCUGGAAUGGGUCUGUCUAAGCAUAUGCUGUCACCGUGCUUUCUGCACAAACCUCGGGGGGCUGGAGCCUCCUGCUGCCCCAGAGCAGACAGUUCGCACUUGAAUUGCAAUGAUUGUUUACACGGCCCGACGCCUACAGCCUCUGCGGCUCUCCGAUUUGUGCAAUAACUGCUUUCCGUGCUGCUGCUCUCGGUGCUGCCUCGUCGUGCUGCAGGAUGGUGGGUUCUUGUGCUGUGGUGCUGGGUUCUGCGUUGCUCCGGAGCCUGCCUUCCCCUGUCUCCCCUGGUUUCAGAGAGCCCUUUUACCCUGUGUAAAUCAUUAGGCCUUUCUGCAGCCUGUUACAAUAAAAAUAGAGCUGGA